GUUCCCGCGGGAGGGAGGCUGGGCUCGCGACAGCCUGCUCAUCAAACUUAAAUCUGCAGCAAAGAUAAUGACAGUACGCUGAUGUUACCUGUGCAGCUGAGGACCUUUUUGCUUAGACACCUGUGGAAAUAUUUCCCCAAAAAUAAAGUAGUUGAGUGACUUACGCGCGGCUACAACUUCAGGACCAGUGACUGUCGGGGGUCCCCGGGCUCCGCUCCACGGGAUGUGUUGGCGUUAAACCUACCUGAAGAGGCUGAAGUGGAAUGCCCUCGGCCGGGCUUAGGAACCAUGGCCUGGCGCAUGUGGUCAAAACUUUGCUGUGGUCAAAAGGGGCUGCUCUUCCUCUUUCCCCUCUUCCUCCUCUUCCUCGCGAUCUUUGUGAUGGCUAUGACCCUGCCCCGUCCUUUGCCGCGCUCUGACAUGGACUGGAGGUCGUCCCGAGCCCUGAGCUCUACCGGGGAGCUGAGACCCAGGCCCAGAGACAUGAAUUCACCCCCUGUUUCUUCUAACCAGCAGCAACUCACUCACAUCCAGAGCAGGACCUGGAAACCCUCUCCAAAAGACUCAUUUAAACAUUCAGUGCCAGCUAAACCUGUUGCUCGUGAGGACAAGAACAACAUAAAAGACAGAGGUCACCCAGACUUUGUCAGAAAUAAACAUAAAAACAAUGGCAUUGCUUCAAAACGAAAAGAAUUGGCAGGCGCCAAUCUCUCUUGGUUUGCGGUUAACAACACAGGGCCAAAACAUAGAAUUAAGCCAAGCGACCACAGUGCUGUGGUGAAGCACUCUGCACGGGUAAAUGGCAGUCAGGCUGCACACAGACAGGCAGCCAGAUGGCACAGGAAAGCAGACACACCAAUACAAAGUGCAAAGCUAGGUCAACAUCACAAGGAAAACAACAGACCAGCAACAAAUCACUCUGGGAAAUCUGGCAAAGUCGCUAAGGAUUGGCAGGCUGUGAAAAAGUCCUCUAGGGAUCUGAAAAAACAACACAAUCCCUCGGAAGAGAAGGAAAAGAAUCCUGGCUCGGCUUUGUCCAACCAAAAGACAGCCAUGAAGAAAAAGGAGGGCGCCUGGUGUCGGAGCUUCAGAGAGCAGGACUUCCCAGGCAGUGACCGGAGGAGGAUCAGGGUCAGCCCAGAGCUCCAGCCCUGGCUCAGCAAGGAGGACAUCCAGAAGAUGGAGCUCCUGGCAGGGGGCCAGGUGGUCAGUAAGGCCAGGGUGCCAGCACAUGGACAGGUGCUCCAAGUGGCACUGGAUCCUCCUGCACCCCAGCAGAAGAGUGAUCCACCUUCCCAAAGCCAUGCAGAGACCCACAGUGAGCGCUGCCAGCAGGGGCUCUGCUCCCUGGUCAAACGCACUGACGACUGGUUUGAAGUGUUCUCCUUCCACCUGGACCGGGUGCUGGGACUCAACAGGAGUCUCCCUGCUGUGCUGAGGACCUUCCACAGUGACAUUUUACCGUACCGAUAUAUCAGCGGCACACCCAGACCUGUAGUGUGGUGGGAUCCAGACAUUAAACACCUGGCUGAUAAAGACAAUGACCAGAACUCAGUACCGCUCAGGUGGGCCAGGUACCAGAAGCUGCUGCAGGCCCACUGUGGGAGUGAAGCAAACCUGAAGACAGCGCCCUGUGUGGGAGUGGACCACCCAGAGUGGGGGAGACUGGCUCUCUUCGACUUCUUAUUACAGGUAAAUGACCGGCUGGACAGGUACUGCUGUGGCUUUGAACCCGACCCAACUGACCUCUGUGUGGAGAACCUGCUGUACACCAAGUGUGGCAACACCAAGGAACUGCUGCUGGUUCACAUCCUGGUGAGGAGGGCUGAUCCCUCCAGACUGGUGUUCAUAGACAACGCAGGCAGACCGCAGCAGUCCGCCAACAACCUGAACUUCAGGCUGGUCGAGGGCAUUGAUGAGUUUCCAGAGAAUGCAGUGUCGGUGUUGCAGUCAGGCUGUCUGGAGAGUCUUCUGCUGCGCUCCCUGUACACAGACAGGGAGUUCUGGGACAGCCAGGGUGGUGCCAGCGGCCUCAGGACUCUCAUCCACACUGUGGAGCAGAGAGGGAAGAUCCUCCUCCAGCACAUCAGAGACAAGAAGCUACACGUCAACAGAGACCUGUGACCGGCUGAGCCAACAACUGAAACACACCAUGCUGGUUGAUAAGCUGAUUUUAAAGAUUACAUUUUAAUCAAAUAAAGAUCAUACUGCAGCAAAAUAGGUUUUGAGUAACAGAAGCCUAAAAGUUUGUAAUGGUUCAGCCAAUCAAAGAGCUCAGCAAACACUCAAUGUAACGCAAUGACAACCUCAGGGUACAUGGAUCAAUCUAUCAAAGUCUACUUAAAUCACGAGUCAUCCGGUUAACAGUCAAAUGUGACCUUCAGAGGUAUUUAAAUAUUUGCUAAAAAGCUACGAUAUUCAGUGUACAUGUAUUGACAGAAAAGCUAGCAGGGGCACCAAGACACAAUGUAAGAGUUAGCUGUUUGCCCUUAUGGGUUAGCUGUUAGCCGUUUAACGUUACCAGUUAGCUGUUACCUGCAAACUGUAAUCUGUUACCUGUUAGCUUUUAGCCGUUACCAGUUAGCUGUAAGCUACAGCUCCCACAUUGUUGGAUUUGUUGGGCUUUUUUUUGUUGGUCAGGCUAAUGUCACCUUGACCCUUAUGAUAAUUACUGUUUAUGCAAAUAUGUUUAAAAUUACAUUCAUUCUUUGAAUAUUUGCAAAGAAUUCUCAGUUGACAGAGUUUUUGACCGGUUAAAGCACAGACAGAAGACGUUUGAGUGAAAUGACAAAGCAACCGUCCUGCUGCAGGAGUGAUUGAUUUGUUGUGUCUGUUUUUGUGAGAUAAGUGUUUCUGCUUUUAUUAGAGGGAUUACAAAUAUCUGCCAGCCAAUAGUUUCCGGACUGGAUUCAGGAAGCUUUUUGGACUGAAGUAUGUCAAUAUAUAUUUUAAUUGUAAGUACCUGUCCAUGCAAAUUGCUGAAUAGCACAGCAGUGAAGCAAAAGAUAAAGGAGUUUAAUAAAGCUGAUGUUUACCGUCUGAAUGACACAUUUCUAAAGCUUAAUAUUUUUGGGGUAUUUGAGUCUUUUAAAAAGAUGUCACUUGAAGCUUUACCCGCUCUGAAUUAAAAUUCCAGUUAAACUGCAUGGAUUGAUGUUUUUUUUCUACGGCUCCCUCUUUGAUCAGAGAAUAAAUGGUUCAAAUGUGA
This is a messenger RNA of Trematomus bernacchii (emerald rockcod), 3208 nucleotides long. It is a transcript of the gene gask1a, whose product is annotated as golgi associated kinase 1A. The coding region runs from base 289 to 2124 and encodes 611 amino acids. The record is from RefSeq and is a predicted model, not a curated record. NCBI's taxonomy places the organism in Eukaryota, Metazoa, Chordata, Actinopteri, Perciformes, Nototheniidae. The transcript has 6 exons. Gene Ontology annotation, cellular component: Golgi apparatus.